Coccinella septempunctata (seven-spotted ladybird) is the source of this 4025-nucleotide messenger RNA. It is a transcript of the gene per, whose product is annotated as period circadian protein. NCBI's taxonomy places the organism in Eukaryota, Metazoa, Arthropoda, Insecta, Coleoptera, Coccinellidae. The transcript is spliced from 23 exons. The record is from RefSeq and is a predicted model, not a curated record. Gene Ontology annotation, cellular component: nucleus; cytoplasm. The coding region runs from base 3 to 3638 and encodes 1211 amino acids. Gene Ontology annotation, biological process: entrainment of circadian clock by photoperiod; negative regulation of transcription by RNA polymerase II; circadian regulation of gene expression. Gene Ontology annotation, molecular function: transcription cis-regulatory region binding; transcription corepressor binding.
UCAUGCCUCAUCUCAAUGAUGUACUGAUGCAUGGAAACAUUUCAUUCCCGAUUAGACCUUAUUAUAUUAUGGAGUCCGAAAAUGGAACAGCCGAUACUAAGGUUUCCGAUUCUGGAUAUUCCAAUAGUAAUAGUAAUUCACAGAGAAGUGCGAGUUCAAAAUCUAGACAUAGUGGUAGCAAUUCUAGCAGAAGCAGUGGAUACUGUGGUACAACAAUUCCUGAUGGAAGUGAUACUGGGCCUCAAAUUCCUAAACGUAACAAAGAGAAGGAGCACAAAAAGAAAAAACUCAAAUCAGCAAGUAACAAUUACGAUGAACUUUUCGAAGUAAAUAAUUUUAUAACGUUACAAAGUGAAAUUAACUGCAAGGAUGCUUCGAAAGAAUUAUCUUUCACAGAUGUCCAAAUCAUCAUCCCAAAUCUAGAAACACCCAAACAAGCUGAUGAUGCGCAAAAGUCUGCAGAUGAAAAAGCGGCUGCAUCCCACUCUACAGCAGAAUCAAACAAAGUUGAAACUGAAAAGAAGGAGCAAACUGGAGAUGAGGUAUCGAAAACCGAGAAGGAAGAAAAGACUGAAAUUAUAAUCGAAGUAGACGAAAUAGAACCAGAUCAAAUUCCGUCAUCUGACAAGAACACUGAAUUUCAACCUGAGAAUGGAUUUUGCUGUGUUAUAUCAAUCAACGAUGGGGUCGUCCUUUACACUACACCCAGUUUAACCUCAGUAUUGGGUUUUCCAAAAGAUAUGUGGCUUGGCAGAUCAUUCAUCGAUUUCGUUCAUCCUAAAGACAGAGAAACAUUUUCCAGUCAAGUGACCAUGGGAAUAGCUUUGCCGUUAGUGAACUUAGAAGAUGUGAAAAAUUCGCUUCAUGUCUGUCUUCGAAAAUACAGAGGUUUGAAAUCCACGGGGUUUGGAGUAGUUGAAAAAUCCGUGUCCUAUCAGACCUUUCACCUAACGGUUACCUUCAAGAGGGUCGCAGAUGGCCCAGACAAAAAAUUUACAGACAACAACUCCAAUAUGUUCCUAGUUGUAGUAGCAGUUCCUGUGAAUUCCGCUUUCAAAUUACCUGAUGAAAAGAAGAAAUCCAACAAAUUCGGUAUGAAACAUACCUCUACCUGCAUGUUUAGUCAUGUUGACCCAGACGUUGUCACCAAUUUUGGUUUUCUACCACAAGACAUGGUGGGAAAAUCAGUUUUUGAUUUUUACCAUCCUGAGGAUAUGCCACUCCUGAAGGAAGUUUAUGAAUCAGUUAUGAGAAUGAGCCAAAUAGCUGGAUCAGUCUUCAGAAGUAAACCAUAUCGUUUCGCCGUACAAAAUGGAGGUUUUGCUCUAAUAGAAACUAAAUGGUCGAGCUUUGUUAAUCCCUGGUCAAGACGUUUGGAAUUUGUUAUAGGUCUACAUAGAAUACUGCAGGGUCCUAAGAAUCCUCAGGUUUUCGACCUUCCAAAAGAUGAUGAGAGGAAGCAUAUUUCGGAUGAGGUGAUGAAAAACGCUAAAAUCAUACAAAGCGAAAUUUUGCAGCUGCUCAAUAAAGAAAUCGCUAGACCAAAAGAAGUAGCGAAGCAUCAAGUUUCAAAACGUUGCAAAGACCUCGCCAAUUUCAUGGAAUCUUUGAUGACCGAAGUCAAAAAAUGUAAUCUUCAACUGGAAGUGCCUCAUGACUCUGAUCUCACAGUGUCGGAAAGAGAUUCAGUGAUGUUGGGAGAAAUUUCACCUCACCACGAUUACGAAGAUAGUAAAUCUUCCUCUGAGACACCACCAAGUUACAAUCAACUCAACUAUAACGAAAACAUCGAAAGGUUUUUCCAGAGUAAACCAAAAACUACAGCCUCAGAUGGGAGUGCUGAGAGAGAUUGUACAAUGGCAAACAAUUCGGAGGCUGAUGUUGAAGGAAAAACUUCUUCCUACGUUAAUGAUAAUUCACACAAUCAAAAGUGCCUUUCCCCUAUUCAAAAUAGUGGUACUUCUGGAAGCGGUAGUGCUGGUAAUUUAAGCUCAGAAAGUAGCCAUCUUCUAGAAUUCAGAACACCAAGUGCUAAAUCGAGUGAUUCCUACAAACCACCCCCUCUAACUGAAGACAUUCUUCACAACCUUUCUCUUCGUAGACACAAUGAGUAUAUGGAAAAAAUCAUGAUCAAAAAGCAUAAGGAGUAUAGAUCGACAAACAAGGAGACUAAAAAGAAUAGAGAUAAAGCCGAAAAAUUGCUAUAUAGUGCAGAUAAAGCGAAUUUCGAAGAUAAGGAUAACACAAUCAACUAUAAUCAAGGCGUAAAGCGGGCUGGAUCCCAUUCUUGGGAAGGUGAUAACCAUAAAGUAUCGAAACAUAAACACCAGAUAACUUCAAUGAAUAAUACAUUAACCCCAGACUCUCCGACGAAUAAUUCACCUCCCAAAAACACCAACAUACCUGCACAAAAUCUUCCGAACGCCCCUUCGAAUGGAAAUUACCAGCAUCCAGUGAUAAGCGAUGUUAAUCUGUGGCCUCCAUUCUCAGUUACUGUCACACCAAUCAGUAACAGUAACUGUAAUAUAGCAACAACGGCAGGAGGAACAGGAUUUCAUUCGGGAAUGUUCCCUGUUUAUUAUCUACCUACCCAAAGAACUUUACCGGAUUAUUUCAAUUCAUCCAAUCCAACAAGAUAUCAAGUUCAUUAUAUGCCUGGGAUGAUGUACAACUACAACGCGAUAUUUCCUGAUCCGCAACCAAUCAUGUGUUUUCCGGUCCCAUUAGUACCACAUCCCGUACAUUCAUCAAUAACUCCGAUAUCCCAAGACGCCCACCAAACCAAUGGGAUUCAUAUGAACAAUUCCGUUCAGGCGUCUCUGAAUCCAGAACUGAAAUCAAGCCCUUCUGGUGGCGUCACAAAUGCUCAAUUCCAAAGACCAGCUUCUCAAGCUACAAGCGUCAAAGCAGAACCAGGAAGUGCGAUGGGAUCAAUUUCUUCAGCCAGUGUCGCCAACAAGGCCCUGUCAGAAUGUUCGCGAAAAGAUUUAGUCUUACCAUCAGUAUGUUCCCCAAGCUCACCUCUAGUUAGUCCACCUGCUGGUGAUGGUGAUAUGGAAAAUUACAACAUGAAUGCAAAGAGCAAGGAUGCUAUGAAAAUACAAAGUGAUUAUCGUGACAACACAACAAUGGAUGAAGGAAGCAGCUACUACUCAUCUUCAUAUUCUUCCUUUUUCAAAACCGACACCGGUUCUGGAUCCAACGAUGAUUCAAACACUAUGGAUAUCAAAAAUUUGACGAGCGAUGAUAACUCGUGGAGAAAAAAUAAAAACUUCCCAAUCAGAAAGAGGGAUCCCCCUUGGCUCAAAUCUGUAUCAGUCAACCCUGAUCUAGUAUAUAGGUACCAAAUGGCCGUCAAGGAUGUAGAAAACAUUCUGGAAGCGGAUCUUAAAGCUUUGAACGGAAUGAAACAACCUGAAGCUGUCAACAAUCAAUUAAGCCAACUAUACCAUCAGAUGGAACGGGGAGGAAAACCCAAAAAAAUAACCUCUGACGAAGCUUUUUUGACUUCGAGCAGCAGUAGUAGCGACGAACCUUCUUUCACCAACAUUCCUAAAGAAGGAAAAAAGAAAAAAUCUUACAGUUCACUGAUCAUGCUCUAUGAAGAGAAUGCCCCAUUACCUUCGCCCGAUAAAUAAUCGAAUCCAGAAGGUUUUUCUUCGUUGGAUCACAUUUAUAUUUUUAUACUAUGUAUGGUAGAUAUCAAUUAUAUCUGCUAUAUGGUUUUUGGAAUUUUUCGUGUUCCUUGAAUGUAUUCAAUGUGUAUAAUUACGAGUACAUAUAUACAAAUUAACUUUACCUGAAUAUUUAUAAAUUCCAAAUAUGUUGUAUCAAUAUUUUUAGCUUUCCAUAUUUUUCCAUUCAACCACUAUGUAAUAUUGGAAAAAAUGACGUGUAUUUGUAUCAAAAUUACUGAUGAAUAUGUGAAAGCACAAGUUGUGGAAUUGGAUAAUCAGGUAUUUUUCGAAAUAAUGGCAGGAUUUGUAUGCUAGCUGUAUUACCAUAAAUAAAUUUGUUGAUUACUA